AUGAAGAGGUAUUCAAUUGCCCCAUCUUCUUCACGUCGGAAGUCGACGAUAAAUCCCAAUUUAAAUUUGAAAGGAGAUGACAAUAUAGAUGGAGAAUCAGCUACCUUGGAGCUAGAAAGACUAGAACAAGAAAUCACGUUAGUAUUACAAGAAAUAGAUAAAAAUUUGUCGAAAUCCAAUGCAGUGAUUAACGAUAAGAUAUUCCCAAUUUUAAAGAAGUAUGCAGGGUCGUCGUCGAAUGUAUGGAAUAAUGUAAAUUUUUGGAAGUAUUUCUUAGAACAAGCGGCCAAUGUGGAGUUGACAAGCUACGAGGCACCGGCGAAUAUGAAUACUGAUUUGAAUACAAUCGCCAAUUCGAAAAAUAAUUUUUUGAUACUGGAUGAUGAAGAAGCAGAAGACGGUGAAAAUGCGGUUCCCGAACAUCGCGAGGGUGCUAGCGAGGGUGCAGAGCCAAUACAACAAUUCAAGAAGCCAAUGCUCAAGGGGUUCAACACUGUUGAAGAAACACCAACUUGGUCAACCGGAGAACAGAAUGCGCCUCCACAUCAGUAUAAUAUGCAAGCAUCGACACCGCAGUUGAAACAGAGGUCGUCGUUUAUACAUAACCAAAAACCGAACCUUGGAAAGACAACUAAUGAUCGCCUUCAAUCGACACAUACCUUAGCACCGACAUUAUCGAGCGAAGAGCAGUCAUCCAUGAAUACUAAAUCUCCACAAAAGCUUGCAUCACCUCCUGUAGUGACACAUACCAUAAGACAAUCGCUAGAUAACUACCAUAAAAUAUCGAUAUCGCCUAGAAAGCCUCAAAGAUCUAUGCAUCGGACACCAAUAAGGGAAGGAGGUAUGUCUGAAGAUGUCAGACGCAGGUCAUCUUUAAUACAGAAUUUAAUUGAUUCUUCACCUACGUUACCGGAACCACCAGUAUUGUUAUCCGAAAGGGGCUAUUUGAAUAGUGGCAGCAAUAGUAACGGAGAGAAUGGGUCUAAAGAAUCGUCCGAAUCCAAGGAUUUAGGUAGGCUAUCUCCCAUUUUAUUACCCCCUAAGUCUACGCCUGGAAGGCAAAACAGAAGAUCCGAUUCCGAAAAUACGAUGCAACGAUUCCCACGAACUCCAAAUUUCACGCCUUCUGGAAGUAGGGAGGACGGAGCAGGUAUAGAUAUAAUGAGAACGCCAUUAGGUGUGAGAAUAAGGUACGGAGAAGAUGACAGUGAUCUACCACCUCCUGAAUUGCAGAACGUUCCAAGCGUAAAUGACCGUUCAAAUAAUGAUGACAAUAAUCUGGGAACCAGAAAUGAGGUAGAUGAAGACGAAGUACCAUUACCAGAUCUUGAAACAAUAGAAUUACCAAAUAGUAACAAGAAAAGGCGUCUGUCAAGCACAAGAAAACAUGAUGACAAGAAGAGACAGAGUAUACUUCCAGGCGACGAUGACGACCAAAACGUCUUCUUGGACAAUACUUCCAACAAGCAGAAUAACUCAGCGCAUACCAUAUACCAUUCGAUGAUAAAUAAUCAGGAUACACUGCAAAACCAAUCCAAGGAUAACACCGCUAAUCAAUCGAAGAACUCCAAUCAAUCUAAUUCCAGAUCCAUCUCAUAUUUGUUCGAAGAAGUUCUAUACAAUACCAAAAUAAAUAAUAAAGGUGAUACUAAUAAUCCAGAUAAUCAACCCAACUCGCAAGCUAGAAACUUGUUUGAUAGUUUCAAUGAUCAGGCUAAGCAAAAUGAAGUCGCAGCAAAUGACACUUCUGAUCAGACUGGAAAUUCUACAUCCGAACUAGGGUCCUUGCUUGGCGAACGCUUUAAGAAUUUCACGAACUAUACUCAAAGUAUGGGUCAAUGA
This is a messenger RNA of Debaryomyces hansenii CBS767, 1842 nucleotides long. It is a transcript of the gene ASK1, whose product is annotated as Ask1p. NCBI's taxonomy places the organism in Eukaryota, Fungi, Ascomycota, Pichiomycetes, Serinales, Debaryomycetaceae. Gene Ontology annotation, biological process: attachment of spindle microtubules to kinetochore. Bases 1 to 1842 code for a protein of 613 amino acids. The transcript has a single exon. The record is from RefSeq and is a predicted model, not a curated record. Gene Ontology annotation, cellular component: DASH complex; mitotic spindle pole body; mitotic spindle.